Molecule: messenger RNA, 2397 nt
Organism: Physella acuta
Lineage: Eukaryota; Metazoa; Mollusca; Gastropoda; Physidae
Biological process (GO): protein ubiquitination
Molecular function (GO): ubiquitin-protein transferase activity; zinc ion binding
Source: RefSeq, a predicted model, not a curated record
CGCAGUUUGGUAGACUACACACUCAUCGUCUGUUUUUGUAGAACAGUGGUCGCCUCAGCUUAUUUCAUGUUGAUGACUUCAGCUGAAGACCACAAACACCUUUCCCAGACUCGUACGCACCACUUGUAGCAGCACCAUCGAGAGACGGCAGAUCACAACCAAUUAAAACAUGCGCACAAUCUGCCUAGUUUCAAUCAUCGGCUGAAAUGUUCGUCAGAAAAGAUGCAAAUCCAUCGCAGCUUUUGAUGUAUAGAUAUUAAUACAACCUCGCAAGUUUUACUCUUGGCCAGGUAUCAAAGUAGCCAAUAGUAUUGUGACAGCUGGACACGGCAGUAGCCAGUACCAUCGCCACAGCCUCACUCGGCAGUAGCAGUGAACGAACAAACCAAAAUCUGUAGAAACCAAUGAUGGGUUCGCAGAGCAUCUCCCAGGUAUAUAAUUCAGAUGACAAAUGCUGCAGGAUUUGUCACGACGAUGGCGGUCGUGAGAAACUCGUCUCGCCCUGCUAUUGCUCUGGAUCUGUGGGCUUCGUCCAUGUGUCCUGCCUGAAGAAGUGGCUGGGCCUCAACGGCCGGACAUCCUGCGAGCUGUGCUCCUACACUUUCCCUAUGGUCAAAGUCUACCCCGCGGUGUGGCAGUACUUUAAGGUACCACUGGACCAGUUGCUGCUUAAAGACAUCCUGUGUCUCUUUAUGUUUAUUGCCACCUUCAUUUUCCUGUGCAUUGCGAGUGUUGUGUGCUUUAAACUUAUGGGUAAGAUGGACACUGAGAUUGUCUUCCUCAUGCUGAUAUUCUCACUGUUUGGCCUGCUCUUUUUUUUUUUUUUGAUUGUAGAUAUCAUUGUCUACCGUUGUAAAGACAUUUUAAUCUGGAGAAAAGAAAACUCUCUGACACAAAUGGCCUUGGACAAAACACCGCCACCAAUAAUACGUGCGCAGGCGCAUCAAGCUCAAACAUCCCUCACGUGCCAGACACAGGGAGGUAUGCCCGUGUUUUUGACGCCUACAUACUCCAAUGACCCCACGGGAAGUCUUGCGGCAAACGGCAACGGCAAUGCCAACAUCAACGUAGCCCACACCCAACUGCCUGCUGGUUCCGAGUUCCAGAGGGUCGCAGACGGCGAUGAAACUAAUGAUUUUAGAAGCUUUUCUGAAGAAAGGCUACUGUCGAACGAGAAUGCUUGGACCAUACCUCAACAGAACGGAAUAAAUAACAUUACAACAAGCGUGGAUACUAGAAGCUCAAAAACACAUAGACGUAGAGUUCGCCAUAGGUCAUGUGGAUUAUCUUUACUAGGUCAUGAUGACCUAUGUUCAGCCUUCAGGGUUUACAAACCCAACCCAAAUGCGACCGAUAUCCAGCUGCCUGUGGUUCAAAGGAACGUAGCCCAAGUUGACACGAAUGAAUUCUUUACCUUUCCUAAACACGUCUUUUUGUGUAAGGAGAAUGCUCGCUCGCAUAAAAUUGCUAAUAAUGAAAUGAAUGAAAUAGAUGACGUGGAAAGUAAAAACACAAACAACAUUCGAAGAGGUUCGAAGACAGAGAGACGAAUGUCUCGCCACAGGUCUCGUGCUACUGACAAGACAGUGGGCUCGUCCACAGAUGGUCAGUCACUGGUCACUCAAGGCCUGGCACUACUAGGUCAUGAUGACCUAUGUUCAGCCUUCAGAGUUUACAAACCCAACCCAAAUGCGAGCCAUAUCCAGCUGCCUGUGGUUCAAAGGGUCGCAGCCCAGGAUGACACGAAUGAAUUCUUUACCUUUCCUAAACACGUCUUUUUGUGUAAGGAGAAUGCUCGCUCGCCUAAAAUUGAUAAUAAUGAAAUGAAUAAAAUAGCUGAUGUGGAAAGUAAAAAUACUAACAACAUUCUUUCUAGGAUGGUUAGAAAAGGUUCGAAGUCAGAGAGACGAAUGCCCCGCCACAGGUCUCGUGCUACUGACAAGAAGGUGGGCUCGUCCACAGAUGGUCAGUCACUGGUCACUCAAGGCCUGUCACUACUAGGUCAAGAUGAAUGGACAUCCGCCUUCAAAGUAUAUAAACCCAAAUGAGUUGAACCAUCGAACCCAACCAGGGAACCCGACCAAUGAGCCCAACCAUUGAACCCAACCACCGACGAAUGGUUGAUACUUAGAAAAUGUGUAUGAGACUGUUUUUCGCAUUUCAUCAUUGCUUGCCAAAACAUAAAAAAUAAUUAUAUAAAUACUGGAUAAAAAACAUUUUUUUAAUCCAAGAAAUAAAAUAGCGUAUGUGAAAAAACCAUGUAAACAAAAGUAUAUUAAUACCGAAUAUGAAAGUAUGGAUGUUUAAAUGAGACGAAUAAUAAGUUUUACAUUAUAUUUUAGAUUUUUAGAGACAUUUUACAAGGUUUGUAGUUUCCACAAUUUUAAUUACGAAUUG